Molecule: messenger RNA, 294 nt
Organism: Knipowitschia caucasica
Lineage: Eukaryota; Metazoa; Chordata; Actinopteri; Gobiiformes; Gobiidae
Source: the annotation of a GenBank genome assembly
AUGAAGUCACCCGCACACCAGGUGCAGCAGGGGUAUGGGCGUGUAACUCACCCGGCAAACAGGGGGCCCUGCUGCACCGUGUCCACCAUCACCACCACAUCGGAUAUAUACCCCACCAAAAAUGUCUACGAUAUGGAACCAACCAUCAGUGUUAUCCAGGCAGCCUCCUCAUACCCCCAGAACCUGUACGACCUACCGAGGAGUAGCCACAUCUUGAGCCACUAUGACGUUCUCCCAGUGAGAUCCAGUCCAGUACACUACUCCCAGGGCAGUCCCACCUCCUCCCUGCUCUAA